Labrus bergylta (ballan wrasse) is the source of this 778-nucleotide messenger RNA. NCBI's taxonomy places the organism in Eukaryota, Metazoa, Chordata, Actinopteri, Labriformes, Labridae. The record is from RefSeq and is a predicted model, not a curated record.
UCACUUCACAACCUUUAGAAAGCAUAUUGUGGUAGAUACAGUAAAAGUCACACAAAUACAUACAGGACAUACUCUUAUAGAUCCUUUUAGUUUUGCUGUUCAACUGCCUCUGAUUGACUGUAUUUUUAAUAUCUGUGACUACAGGACUGCUCGCUUUGCUGUUGAUAUUGUUGGAGUGGACCAGACCAGGCCUCCCAUCCCCUUUGAGGCCAAUCUGUGACCUGAGGGUCCUGAACCAUUUCAUCAAGGAGGCACGAGACGCAGAAGUGGCUAUGAAGUCAUGUAGAGAAGGAUGCAGCCUGUCUGAGUCAGUCACUGUUCCCCAAACCAGAGUGGAAUUAGAUGUAUGGGAGAAGAAAAAUGCGCUGGAGCAAGCCCAGGAAGUGCAGACCGGCUUAUGGUUAUUAAAACCGGCCCUGAGCUUGCUGCAGACAUCAGUCACCAACACGGCCCUGCUCAGCCACAUUGAUAACUCCAUCCGAAACCUGCUCAGCAUCAGCGCUGUGCUGCGCAGCCUCAACAUCCAGGAAUUUACCCCACCAGCAAGUGCAGCAGGGCUUGAGGGAACAUGGACGGUGUCCUCGUCCACAGAUUUGCUCCAAGUCCACGUCAACUUCCUUCGAGGCAAAGUGCGCCUGCUGCUUUUGGAUGCGCAGGCUUGUCAGCAAGAUGUAAGCUGACUUCUCCUCUCCAGGUGAAGCUCAUUUGUUUCCCAAGGCAAGAGGAGGGACUAGACACUGCUGAUCUGCACGCUGGCUGCUGGAAGCUGUGUGGAAAG